UUACUGCGCGUCUUCCCGACUGUGUCGUUUUAGGGAGGGGGAAAAACACUCGAGAGCUCUGGCCACGCCUUUUCUGCCUCUCGUGCCCGUGUCACCUCUUGCGUAGUCAAGUGGAGCAGUCAGACUCACUGUUGUGUUAAGCGAGAGGGACAAGUCGAGUCGGUACUUGUCCCCGAAUGAGGAAUAUGUGCACACAGGAAUACAAUGGCGGAGCCUGGCGCAUUUGAAGAACUCCAGUCGGAACUCACCUGUCCGGUGUGUCUGGAGAUCUUCCGCGAUCCUGUCAUCCUCGAGUGCGGACACCACUUCUGCCAGGUUUGCAUCGUUCAGUGCUGGGAGGCCAAAGCGGACGAGCAGACCACUUGCCCCAAGUGCCGCAAAACUUGCGCGCGGAAACUGCGGCCCAACUCGCUCUUGUGUAACGUGGUGGACAGCGUGCGUCGAGCUCAGGCCAUGGACCCUGCCGCCGCCACUGCAGCGGGAGGAGCAGGGGCGCCGACGCCGCCCGGGUGGGAACCGGAAGGCCCGCCGGACGAGUUGGAGGAACGGGAGCCCGGGUCCAGCAUGAGCAGCGUAGCCUCGUCCGUCGGACACUGGCCGCGCCUGUUCGGAAUUGACAUGUGCGAGGAACACGAGGAGAAACUCAAACUUUACUGCGAAGACGACCAGCUGCCUAUUUGUCUGGUCUGUGGCAUGUCUCGGGACCACAAGACGCACAACGUCAUCCCCAUUAACGAAGCCUUCGAGAAUUACAAGGAUAAACUGUCUCAGGCUGUGGAGAGAGUUCAGCAGCAGUCGGAGGAUGCCUCACUUUUCCAAAAACACACAAAUGAAAAAAUCCUUCUCAUUAAGGAGCGAGCAGGGGAUCUGGAGGAGAUGAUCAGUGAAGAGUUUGGCCACUUGAGAGAGUUCCUUCAGGAGGAGGAGGAUCGCAUCAAGCAGAAACUGCAGAAGCAAAAGGAGGAGAAACUCGCCGAGCUGGAGGGGGCACUCACAGAGGCCACGCAGCAAAUCAGUCAGCUGGAAAGCACCGCCAACCAGCUCCGCCUCAAACUAAUGGAGGAAGAAAACCCUGAACAACUCAAGGGGAUUAAAGAUUUUAUUGGCGGGGCUGAGAGCAUGUUUGAGCGCCCCCCAGAGGUGAGUGUGGAUCUACAGUCAGGAGACUUUGUGGGACCUUUGCAGUACAGAACCUGGAGGAAAAUGAGUGCAGUUUUUCAGCCUGCUGUGACCGCAGUGUCAUUGGACCCGCACACGGCCUACCCCUGCCUGUGGGUCUCCUUAUGUCGCACCAGUGUCCGAGUGGGUAAAAUUCAGCCCAACCUGCCCAACAACCCAGAACGCUUCACUCGCUACAACAUCGUCCUUGGCUCAGAGGCCUUUUCCUCUGGUAGACACUACUGGGAGGUGGAGGUGGGCUCCAAGACGGCAUGGGGUCUCGGUGUGGCCCGAGCUUCCGUCAACAGGAAGGAUGAGAUCAACCUCUGCCCAGAGGACGGUUUCUGGACCCUGGUGCUGAGGGACAACGGAGAUGGCACCAGCGAGUACGAAGCAUGCACGGACACGGAGCAGGAUAGCUUGUUAUAUCCAUCCAAGCCCCCAAGGCAGGUGGGCAUCUAUCUGGACUACGACCGCGGUGAAGUGGCCUUUUAUGACGCAGGAGACAUGAGCCACCUGUUUACCUUCUACGAUGCCAAAUUCGACGAGCCAGUAUACCCAUACUUUAAUCCCUGGCCUAUUAUUAACGGCUACAACUGGGAGCCGCUAACCAUUGUCUCGCCACACUGGGGAUAGAUGAGUCUGCACAUUUGGCUGCAAGAUGUUGAAACAGGUUUUCGGUGUCAAUGUAAUCCUGUUAAGAAAAGGAUAACGCAGUGAAAUCCCACAUAUUUGCCUUUUGGCAUUUGCAAAUUGGUCUAUUUGGUCAAUUUGUUUUAACCUAUACAGUACUAUCUUGUUCACUGAAGAACUGCAUGAAAAAUGAGUAACAGUAUUGUUUUCCUGCCAUUUGGUGGCAUCUCUGUGAUAAUGUGAGUUGAAGAGCACUAUUUAGACAACAACAGUCCUUUGCCACCAUCUUUUGGCAUCUCUGGGCAGUAAAGUAUAUUCUAAAUCUUUUGGGUGGGGCAUCAGUUACUUGCAGAUUUUUGCUGAUAUGCCUCAGCUCCUAGCCCCAACGAAUAGCAUGGGUUCACUGUAAUGUGCAAAGCUAAAAAAAAAUUGUAUUAAAAAGAUGAAAAGCAAACAAACUGUACAACAAAGUACCAAGGUGACCCUUGUGAGGAUACCGCAAGCGGUUUGGAUAAUUUAAGGCCUGAGCACUGGGUGGUGCAAAAGCCCUCUUGCAAUCACCAUUUUUUCUUAUUAUUGCCAUUGGGGGGGCCUCACCAUGCCCAAAAAAAACUUUUUAGCCCCAUGAAAAUGUCUAUGAAGAGUUCCGUUCCGAACACACAAAGCAGGGCUUUCUUGACAGUGGGGGGGGGGGGGGGGGGGGGUGAAUCAAUCUUUGACGCCAGUUUGACUGACUGAUGUGAAAUUGGGUGGAGAUGUUUAUCAUAAGAGGACGCAAAAAAAAAUCUCCCAAGGACCCAUGUUCAAAAUUGCAAGGGAAGUUGGCCAUUUUCAUACUCAUGCAUGAUUAGACUUCUCAGAAAUUCAUCCAAAUGAUCCCCAUUGAAAGUGACCAAAACUAUAGAGGCCAGCCAAUUCUUUUUUUUUUUUUCGCUUUGAUUUGGAGAUUGACUAUUUCCGUCAUAGGGUUUGCUGUUGGAGGUAAGAAUAGAAUACUGAAUACACCUCUAAAACAUUAAAAGGAGCACAUAAAAUAAGGGUGUUAGAACAGCCUUUUAAUUUUAGGACUCACUUUGGUGCAAUAUAUGAAUACACUAUAUGUUCCACAUUGUUAUUCAAAUACUUAAUUGCAACUAAAGCUUUUAACUCCC
Molecule: messenger RNA, 2942 nt
Organism: Hippocampus zosterae (dwarf seahorse)
Lineage: Eukaryota; Metazoa; Chordata; Actinopteri; Syngnathiformes; Syngnathidae
Product: nuclear factor 7, brain-like
Exons: 6
Coding region: 205-1794 (529 amino acids)
Molecular function (GO): protein binding; zinc ion binding
Source: RefSeq, a predicted model, not a curated record